Messenger RNA from Microthlaspi erraticum, 495 nucleotides. Lineage: Eukaryota; Viridiplantae; Streptophyta; Magnoliopsida; Brassicales; Brassicaceae. The record is from the annotation of a GenBank genome assembly.
AUGCUUGAGGCUGUGGUGGCAGAGCUAGAGGCCGUGGAGGCUGGGGCCGAGAUUGUGGACUUUGGCGGAUUCGGGAGAGAGUGUGGUGCCGAGUGUGGCGAUUGCGUCGGUCACCAAGUCGGUAUCCAUGGCGACUAUUGGCUCGAUUUCCGCCAGUGGUUCCAUAAGAGGCUCUGGGAGUACCUCCAGUGGCAGAGGUGCAGUAGAGGGCUGCAUGAUUUGUUCAGCUUCAGGCUGCGGGCGAGCAGAACGAAGCUUCGGAAGUUUGGCCGCGCGAAGAGGAGUUCCCGACGUCCAAAAGUCACGAUCUUGAUAUGGAAAGAUAGAUACUUGAGUCAUGCAUCACGUCGAAGUGGAAUGAAGCCAUUUGGAUCAACCAUAAGGCUGGAACUUAUUUUCUACCGAGACAUUUCCGGUAGCGAGCAAACGAAGCCCAUGGAGGAUUUGGAGUGUCUAAUGGCCCGAGCAGCAGCGCCAAAGGCCUUGAUUGAAUAA